AUGUCUGGGGUGGUUCGAUAUCUGAGACAAGUUCUUGGACUCUCGAGAUCCCCGGACAAGAAGACCCCCAGCAUCCUCCAGAAUGGUCUCGGUAUCGCCAGAGAUUUGACUCGGUUCACAGAGGGUGACAGAGUGCUUGUGGAUGGAUCAAAACUCGCCUUUCUGCAGCGGAACGCAAGGUUCGAUUUGCCAAAGGGUCAGCUCCCCUUGAACGACAUUAUCGGCAAGCCUGUCGCCUCCACAUACGUUCGAUCUUCAAAGGGUUCUCUGCACAAGAUCGAGCUCCCUUCGCUCGAGGACUAUGUCACGCUCACCCCCAGGCUCGUGACGCCGGUCUACUCCAGCUAUGCUUCGUCAAUUGUCUCCUUGCUAGACAUUCACCCUGAGCCACCUACCACAAUUUCGGACAGUGGCGGCGUCCCACAACCGCGCGUCCAGAUUCUGGAAGCAGGUACCGGCCAUGGCAGCCUCACUCUACAUCUCGCUCGAGCAAUAGCAGCUGCGAACCCACCUCCUCCGACUUUUCAGCUCCCUACUCUCCGCAGAGUGGCGGACAAGAAGUUCACACCUGUGGCCGAAGACGAUUCCUCCGAGUCGAAUGCACUCACGCGGGCGUGGGACGAAUGGAAACGAAAGCGCCGCGCGGUGCUACACACCGUGGAAGCCGUUCCAGCGAACAGCAUCCACGCGGAAAAGAUAGUGCGCGGGUUCCGACGAGGUCUCUACUGGCCACACGUCGACUUUUACACAGGAGACGUGAAGGAUUGGAUCGCACAGAACGCAGACGGCGAAGCAUUCCUCGACUACGUCCUCCUCGACAUGCCCGGCGUACAUUCUCAAAUACCACACGUCGAGCCCGCGAUGCGUGACAGUGCAAAGCUGGUGGUGUUUGUGCCCUCGAUCACGCAGAUUGCGGAUUGUGUGAAAGUGGUUCAAGAGCUGGCACUGCCACUACAAAUGGAGAAGGUCUUGGAAUUGGGAGAGGGGAUCAGUUCCGGGAGGAAGUGGGAUGUGAGGCUUGUGAAGCCGAGGAAGGGCUCAGGCUCCAUCGGUCACGAGCAGGAGGUGCCCGUCCAGGUUUCAAGAUCGGAGAGUGAGAACCACAAGGACGUCGAGGACGACCCCCGAGGGCCUCCCCCUGACGACGAAGGCGAAAUCUCCUCGACAACCCAAGAAGAUCAACCAGUCAUGAUCUGCCGCCCCCUCGUUGGCGAACGAACCUUUGGAGGCGGCUUCAUCGCACUCUUCAAAAAGACAUCCACGACUCCCACUUCCGCAGCGCUGGCCGCGGAAUGGCGCCAGAGCCAGACGGGGAGGGCGAAGAAGCGCAAUCGCUAG
Molecule: messenger RNA, 1338 nt
Organism: Fonsecaea multimorphosa CBS 102226
Lineage: Eukaryota; Fungi; Ascomycota; Eurotiomycetes; Chaetothyriales; Herpotrichiellaceae
Exons: 1
Coding region: 1-1338 (445 amino acids)
Biological process (GO): tRNA methylation
Cellular component (GO): tRNA (m1A) methyltransferase complex
Source: RefSeq, a predicted model, not a curated record